Messenger RNA from Prorocentrum cordatum, 339 nucleotides. The record is from the annotation of a GenBank genome assembly. NCBI's taxonomy places the organism in Eukaryota, Dinophyceae, Prorocentrales, Prorocentraceae.
ACGCUAUUUGAAGACGGACCACGCGUCCCUGUGAAGACGCUACUCUUUGUGAAGACGCUAUUCCUGGUGAAGAUGGUGAAGACGCUAUUCCGUGUGAAGACGCUGUUCCGGGUGAAGACGCUAGUCCUGGUGAAGACGGUGAAAACGCUAUUCCGGUUGAAGACGCUAUUCUUGGUGAAGACGCUAGUCCCGGUGAAGAAGCGUUCUGCGGACACAGACAGCACUUCCCCUAUGAAGACGCUAUGCCCUGUGAAGGCGCUAGUCCCGGUGAAGAUGCUAUUCGGUGUGAUGACGCUAUUCCGGGUGAAGACGCUAUUCCUUGUGAAGACGCUAUUCCAA